AUGGAUAGACGGACUUUCGUCAUCCUCUGUAACAUGCUUAGGACGAUCAGUCGUUCGGCACCUACUCAAUGCAUUGACAUGCAAGAGAUGGUGGCAAUUUUUCUCCACAUUUUGGUGCAUGACGUUAAGAACCGAGUAGUUGGACGAAAGUUUGCAUGGUCUGGUGAAACUGUUUCGAGGCAUUUUAGGUUCGUUCUGACUGUAGUACUACAACUUCAUGAGUUACUACUGAAAAAACCGGAGCCUAUCACAAGCGACUGCACUGACAGUAAGUGGAAAUGGUUUGAGAACUGUUUGGGUGCAUUGGAUGACACAUACAUAAAGGUCAAUGUAAGUGCAGUCGAUCGUACCCACUAUCGUACUCGAAAAGGCGAGAUAGCCACGAAUGUGCUUGCCAUCUGUUCACCAACUGCUGAGUUCAUAUUUGUGCUGCCAAGGUGGGAAAGGUCUGUAGCCAAUUCUAGAGUACUUAGGGAUGCAAUUUCUCGACCACACGGGUUGAAGGUUUCUAAGGGUAUAGACUUUGUGAUUCCAUUUUCUGGAUUCAAGAGCAAAUAG
Messenger RNA from Benincasa hispida (wax gourd), 558 nucleotides. NCBI's taxonomy places the organism in Eukaryota, Viridiplantae, Streptophyta, Magnoliopsida, Cucurbitales, Cucurbitaceae. The record is from RefSeq and is a predicted model, not a curated record.